Pelobates fuscus (common spadefoot toad) is the source of this 580-nucleotide messenger RNA. Its product is annotated as biogenesis of lysosome-related organelles complex 1 subunit 2-like. Gene Ontology annotation, cellular component: gamma-tubulin complex; BORC complex; BLOC-1 complex. The transcript has a single exon. The record is from RefSeq and is a predicted model, not a curated record. NCBI's taxonomy places the organism in Eukaryota, Metazoa, Chordata, Amphibia, Anura, Pelobatidae. Gene Ontology annotation, biological process: lysosome localization; endosomal transport. The coding region runs from base 68 to 580 and encodes 170 amino acids. Gene Ontology annotation, molecular function: gamma-tubulin binding.
UGUAGAUGCUGUAAUGUAAACACAGAAGUAGCUGCUGCUAGAACUCUGCCAAGGACCUCUCACAGCUAUGGCUGAAAUGGAGGGACGUGAAAAGCCGCAGUUGGAUGAACAGCCAGUAGCACCUCCUGCACCACAGCCUCCAGCAUCUCAAGAUGACCCAACGGUCGAAACAGCUGAAGAAGCAGUUGAACCACCAGAAGCAGAUAUCAAUGAGCUCUGCAAAGACAUGUUUAACAAAAUGUCCUGCUAUCUCACUGGGGAACUACUAGCCACAUGUGAAGACUACAAGCUCUUAGAAAACAUGAAUAAACUAACAUGUUUGAAGUACAUGGAAAUCAAAGAUAUAUCAGAAAAUAUUAGAAAUCUCAAGGACCUGAACAAAACCUAUGCAAGUCUUCAGCCAUAUCUGGAACAAAUAAAUCAGAUUGAAGAACAAGUGGCAUCUUUGGAAAAUGCGGCUUAUAAACUAGAUGCCUAUUCAAAGCGACUAGAGGCAAAGUUUAAGAAACUGGAGAAGCGAGUACAUUUGGUAUUGCAAAGAGUACUCAGAUGCCAAAGGAGAAGAAACAAAUACAAAUAA